UGCAAUAAAAAUGACCAGUGCACCAGACCCGAAGCUGAAUCAAGGUCGUGCGUAAAAAUCCGAUAAGCACAUUAUUAUUAUAUUUGGCUUUAAACGGCCCUUGUCUCAUCUUGUCAACAUAAUAUGGAACGACUCCUCUCAGAAGAAAUCGUGCCGGACGUUGUUGACAGUUUGCCAACCACUCCGACGACUACACUCCACGUUGAGUACAAUGAUGUAAAGAUCGAGUACGGUAACCAGGUCGAAAUUAGAGCCGUUGAACAUGGGCCGACCAGUGUGAAUUGGAAUCCCGCUGAUCCCCAUGCAUUCUAUUCCAUCUGCCUCACUGAUCCGGAUGCGCCUACCAGAAGUGAUCCAAAAAUGCGGGAACGGGUUCAUUGGUUGGUGGGGAACAUUCCUGGGGAUCGUUGGGAGGCUGGAGAGACGCUGAUUGCAUACGUUCCUUCUUGUCCACCCAAGGCGUCCGGCCUCCAUCGCUACACCUUCGUCCUGCUUCGUCAACCAGGUCGGCUAGAUUUUAGUGGGGAAAAGAAAGUAGACAACUCGAAGGAAUUGUGGGAUCUUCGUCGCUCUUUCUCCAUUCGAAAAUGGGCAAAGAAAUGGGAUUGUGAAGUAAUAGGUGCAAACUUUUAUGUCGCAGAAUGGGAUUUGUGUGCUCAAAGUACGAGAGAUAAGUUGGGUUUGUAGAAAUUUUUAACGUGUGUUUUAAUUAACUAUAACGCUUGACAAUAUAAUUUGUGUGAGGUGAGGAAUAAAUAAAUAAAUAAAUGUUGUUCGGA
Folsomia candida is the source of this 779-nucleotide messenger RNA. RefSeq names its product protein D1. The transcript is spliced from 3 exons. The record is from RefSeq and is a predicted model, not a curated record. Bases 124 to 687 code for a protein of 187 amino acids. Lineage: Eukaryota; Metazoa; Arthropoda; Collembola; Entomobryomorpha; Isotomidae.